Messenger RNA from Phasianus colchicus (ring-necked pheasant), 1146 nucleotides. The record is from RefSeq and is a predicted model, not a curated record. NCBI's taxonomy places the organism in Eukaryota, Metazoa, Chordata, Aves, Galliformes, Phasianidae.
GGGCGGUGGGCGUGGCUUCGGGGCCCUGUUGUCUGCGCUCCCCCAUCGGCGGCCAUGGAGGACCCUUCGCGGUUGAUGGCACCGCACGGAGCCGGGGUUGCCCUUCAGGGUGGUCUCCCCCCUGGGGGUCCCGCUGCCCCAACCGCUACUUCGGGGGAUCCGAGCUCUGUGCCCCCCCCGGCCCCUCCCCCUCACGAUACGGGCGACGUUCUGCAGCAGAUUAUGGCCAUCACCGAUCAGAGCUUGGAUGAGGCCCAGGCGAGGAAACACGCCCUGAACUGCCACAGGAUGAAGCCUGCUCUGUUCAGCGUGCUCUGCGAGAUCAAGGAGAAAACAGUGUUAAGUAUUCGUGGUAUUCAGGAAGAAGACCCCCCCGAUGCCCAACUAAUGAGACUAGAUAACAUGUUGCUGGCGGAGGGCGUCUCCGGCCCCGAGAAAAGAGGAAGAGGAGCACCGAUGGCUGUAGCAGCAACACCAGGUGGCUGUCCAAAUGACAAUAGCAUUGAGCACUCUGACUACAGGGCCAAGCUGUCACAGAUCCGACAGAUUUACCACUCUGAGCUAGAGAAAUAUGAACAGGCCUGCAGCGAGUUCACCACCCACGUCAUGAACCUGCUGAGGGAACAGAGCCGGACGAGACCCAUUUCUCCCAAAGAAAUCGAGCGGAUGGUGAACAUCAUCCACGGCAAAUUCAGCACCAUCCAGAUGCAGCUGAAGCAGAGCACGUGCGAGGCGGUGAUGAUCCUCCGCUCACGCUUCCUUGAUGCAAGGCGUAAGCGGCGUAACUUCAGCAAGCAGGCAACAGAAGUGCUGAAUGAGUAUUUCUAUUCGCAUCUGAGCAAUCCUUACCCCAGCGAAGAGGCCAAAGAGGAGCUGGCAAAGAAGGGUGGCAUCACCGUUUCGCAGGUUUCCAACUGGUUUGGUAACAAAAGAAUUCGGUACAAGAAGAACAUGGGGAAGUUCCAAGAAGAAGCCAACAUUUACGCUGCGAAAACAGCAGUGGAUGCAACCAAUGUUGUGGCUCAGGGCAACCGGGCAAACUCCCCAUCGACACCAAAUUCAGGUAAGGGAGAGAGCUUUGGAAGCCUCCAGUUCCUUCUCGUGACGAUGAGUGCCAUGAAUGGUUGGAAAUGCUCACAGGAUUAA